GUGUAAUUUACCUGCCUGGAGCGAAUGUCUUCUUGAAUCUUCUAGAUAAACUACAUACAUAUCCUAAAUCUCCAAAUGUCAGUCCGUCAGAUACUGGCUUUUCUUAGCGGCCUGGCUGGUCUGGGUGCAACAAUUGCUGCCACAGUGUCCAAUGAAUGGAGGGCCACGAGCCGGGCAUCCUCAGUCAUCACAGCCACCUGGGUGCUCCAGGGUCUGUGGAACAACUGUGCGGGAAAUGCAAUCGGAGCGCUUCACUGCAGACCUCAUCACACUAUACUUCAGCUGGAAGGCUACAUCCAAGCAUGCAGGGGGUUGACGAUUGGAGCCAUCUGUCUUGGUUUUUUUGGUUCCAUAUUCGCCCUCGUCCGGAUGAAAUUCACCAAAAUCGGCGGAACAGAUAACAGCAAAGCCAGAGUUGCCUGCUUCGUUGGAGUGAAUUUUAUUCUUAGUGGCCUGUGCUCACUGUCAGCGUACUCCCUCUACGCACACAGGAUUACAUCAGAAUUUUUCGACCCGAUGUUUGUGGCUCAAAAGUAUGAGCUAGGAACUGCUCUGUUUAUCGGCUGGGGAGGUUCUGUCCUCUGUAUCCUCGGAGGCGUCAUACUUUGCUUCUCCAUCGCAGAUUCUUUCUCAAAAAGGCACAGUCAUGCCAAAAAUAUCUACAAAGGGGCUGCCUCUCACUCUCAUAUCUCCUCCUACCCAAGAGGGCAGGCAAGGUCUAUAAACCAGAGGCCGCCUCCAGACUACAGCAACUCCUCCAGGAUCCAGCACUUUGAUAAGAAUGCAUAUGUUUGAGGGAUGUGAAUACAAAUACUUUCAGAAGCAGCCACUUUUUAGUCUUUUGAGAUAUAGCCUUAAACAUACAAGAGACACUAUGUAGAAAAUGUAUUUCAGCAUCAGAAUCUUUGGGAAUUCAUAAUAUGUGUACAGAAGGAAAGAUUCCGGUAUUGGGCAGUUUGCAUAUUUCCUGAACAUUGGAUGUUAUCACUUAUGUGUGUUUCAUAGUCAGCAAGUUUGAGAAGUCGGGUUCUAAAUGGGCCUCUUCUCCAUUUUUGCACCAUUUUCUAUCUAUUCUUAAA
Molecule: messenger RNA, 1079 nt
Organism: Labrus mixtus (cuckoo wrasse)
Lineage: Eukaryota; Metazoa; Chordata; Actinopteri; Labriformes; Labridae
Product: claudin-10-like
Exons: 5
Coding region: 76-795 (239 amino acids)
Biological process (GO): cell adhesion; bicellular tight junction assembly
Cellular component (GO): bicellular tight junction; plasma membrane
Molecular function (GO): structural molecule activity
Source: RefSeq, a predicted model, not a curated record